Messenger RNA from Rotaria socialis, 3006 nucleotides. The record is from the annotation of a GenBank genome assembly. NCBI's taxonomy places the organism in Eukaryota, Metazoa, Rotifera, Eurotatoria, Philodinida, Philodinidae.
AUGCAAACUUCUUCUCGAGGUGGAAUUCGACAUCAUCUCGUCAUCUGGCUCGAUCCCAAUGCUCAUAGAUCAGCCAAUUAUGAUAAAUCUUGUGAGUUUAUACGUGCCAUCGUCAAUUCUAUCGAAGCAUUUUCUGAUCCCGAUAAAUGCAUUGAUUUUCUUACCGAUCGAGAUGAUUCCGAUGAACAAGUCGUUCUCAUUUUAUCCGAGACAUUUAGUGAAAAUAUUAUUCCAUUAAUUCACGCAAUACCACAAUUACAUUACAUUUAUAUACAUGGUACAGAUAUAGAUCAGUCGAAAAACGUUUCCUGGACAAGUGGGUACGAGAAAGUCAGAGGUCAACUAUGGGAAAAUCUUCAAUCUAUAGGUGAACAGCUGAAAAAGGAUAUUAUUCAAUGUCAAAAUGAAUCUGAAGCUAUUUCAUUUGUCUCAGCAUCAGAAAUUGCAGCUGGGAAUCGUCAAGAUCCAUCAUUUAUCUAUACCCAAUUACUCAAAGAAAUUUUAUUGACGAAUUAUCUAACUGAUUCGGAAGAGGAAGCACGAUGUCAAAUGAUUGAGUUUUGUCGAAGAAUUUAUAUGAAUAAUGCAGCUGAACUUCGGGUGAUAGAUGAAUUCGAGCGAGAAUUCUUUCCCGAACAAUCUGUCCAUUGGUAUACGCGAGAAUGUUUUCUCCAUAUAAUGCUAAACAAAGCAUUGCGCAGUCCCGAGCCAGAUAUUCUUUAUAAAUUUCGUUAUUUUCUUCGUCAUCUCAAUGAACAAAUAAGAAUCAUAGCUGCUCAACAAUGUAUAUCGCAAAAGUCGAUCACUGUAUUUCGCGGUCAAGGUAUGCCAACUGAUGAAUUCAAUAAACUGAAGAAUGGCAUCGGUGGUCUUCUCUCGUUUAGAAGCUUUCUUUCUACAAGUCUCGAUUCAGAGGUAGCAUUCGCAUUUGCGGAACCAUUCAAAUAUAUUUCCGAUCAAACAUCGAUCGUAUUUUUAAUGAAUAUCGAUCCAAGCAUUAAACAAUAUCCAUUUAUUCACGUCGAUAAUAUGAGUUAUUAUCAAAGUAGCGAACAGGAAAUCUUGUUCACCGUGGGAACCGUUUUUCGUAUUGAUGCUGUUGAAAAAUUGAAAGACGAUCAAUGGCAAGUACGUUUAACUUCAAGUAAUGACAUUGACAUGAAUCUAGUUCAAUAUAUGGAGUAUACACGUAAGCGAACACGUUGUAGUCAUCCAUUGAUAGGCUUAGUGAAGCUCGCUGAUGAAAUGGGUCAGUACAAGAUGAUAGAUCGGUUGGCACAGAUUUUUACUGAGAAUGAUUUUCCUUCUCAAAUUCCAUCUGUAAUGAAUCAAAUGCGACAUGCACUGGGCUCGGCAUAUUUAUCGGCAGGAAAUCGAACGAAUGCUCUUACACACUUACAAGAAGCACUGAAUAUCUAUUUGGAGUACUUACCAUCCGAUGAUCAAAGUCUUUCGUCAACAUAUAAUAAUAUUGGCAGUGUUUAUCAUACUUCUAAAGACUAUGAGAUGGCACUCACAUAUUAUCAGCUAGCACUUGACUGUCAAUUGAAUUCACAAGAUCCAGAUUUCGAUUCUAGUGCUACCUAUUCCAUGAAUUUGGCCGCUGUUUAUGAAGCUCUAGGACGCUACGAUGAAGUAUCAGCAUGUCAAAAACAGGCGUUAAAAUUUCGGCAACAAAAUCAUGGCGAAAAUGACUUGACACUACUGGAUAUGUAUAGUGCAAUAGGACGGGCGUGCUACAAAAAGCAAGAUUACGCAGAAGCAGCAACAUAUAAUGAAAAAGCAUUGGAAAUUCAAGAGAUGACUUCAAGUGCUAAUCCGGUGUCUUCCAUCAAUUUUCUCCUAUCGACUGGACAAAUAUGUCUAUCACAAGGUCAAUAUAAUGAUGCUAUUGAUUAUUUUAUGCGUGCGCUAGAUCUACAGACACAGUAUUUAUUGUCGAAUAAUCCAUCGUUUUCAAAAACAUAUCAUAAUCUCGGUUGCGCAUACUAUCGGCAAGACAAAUUCGCUGAAUCAAUACCAUACUAUCAGAAAGGACUGGAUAUUGAACUGAACUCGCUAGCUGAUGAUCAUUCAGCGAUUGCUAGCAGUUAUUUUAACUUGUCAACUGCUUAUGCAGGAAUCCUACAAUAUGAUGAAGCAUUACAAUGUGCACGCAAAGCAGUGGAACAAUUACGAAAAAGACCCGAUCCGAGUACAUUGGAAUUAAGCCAGUACAUUAUUCAAAUAGGAAUUGUUCUUGAUAAGCAGACCAAAUAUUCUGAAGCCAUUGCCUAUUACCAAGAAAGUAUAGCUGUUAAUGUUAGUGUUGUCGGCGAUAGUAAUGCAUCGCUAGCUAGCGACUACUAUCGUAUAGCCGAGACUUAUGUGAAAUUAGAUAACCAUUUGGAUGCAUUAGCUUUCUACCAAAAAGCAUUGGAGAUUGAACAAAAUACUCUAGCCGAUGAUCAUUCAUCUAUUGCUGUUACACAUUUUAAAAUCUCAAAGGCACACAUGGAAAUGGCACAAUAUGAUGAAGCCCUCAAACAUGCACACCAAGCAAUAGAACAACUACGGAAGUGUUCGGAUUUGGGCAUAGCUGCACUUGGCCCGAUGAUUCUCCAUGCUGGAUAUAAUCUUUAUCAGCAAAACAAGUGUUUCGAAGCUGUUCGUUAUUAUGAAGAAGCUCUUUCACUCUGUGUAGCUUAUAUGCCUGAAAAUGACCCACAAUUAGCGACCAUAUAUUAUAGAAUAGCCAGUGCUUAUUUCGAGUUGGGUAAUUUCACUGAGGCACUGCUUUACUAUCAAAACACAUUGGAAAACGAAUUGCUGACCUUGCCUAGCAAUGCACCUACAAUUGCUACGACCUAUGAACACUUGGCUGCCACUCUUGUUUGUCUUCGGAGAUUCAAUGAAGCAAUCGAUGCCUACCUGAAAGGGAUCGAUCAACUUUUAAAGACACAUCCAUUGGAUCAUCAAGAUGUAAAUAAACUGCGCAUAGCUUUGGAAACAAUCAUGGCUCAGUAA